Molecule: messenger RNA, 1059 nt
Organism: Athene cunicularia (burrowing owl)
Lineage: Eukaryota; Metazoa; Chordata; Aves; Strigiformes; Strigidae
Gene: ACTRT2
Product: actin related protein T2
Source: RefSeq, a predicted model, not a curated record
CAUCGCACCGUGAUUUUUGACAUUGGAUGGUGCAAGGCUGGUCUUUCGGGGGAACAGGCACCCCAUUCAGUUAUUUCUACUGUUGUGGGAUACCCCAAAUUCAAACUUGUCAAGCCUGGGGUGAGUCGUAAGGGCUGCUAUACAGGGGAAGAAGCCCAGCCAAAAAGGGGCGUUUUGUCUUUUGCUUACCCAAUGGAAAAUGGGGUAGUUCCAUCCUGGGACAACAUGGGGAAGAUCUGGAGAUACCUCUACGAUCAUGAACUCAAAACCGUGAGAAGCCAAGCACUGCUGACCCAGACCCCUCUCAAUCCUUUGACCCACUGAGAAAAAAUGACUGAGAUGAUUUUUGAAAGCUGCCAGGUGCCCGCCCUUUCCGUGGCCCUGCGGGCGUUAACAGCCCUCUAUGCCUGCACCUGCACAGCUGGGCUAGCGCUGGGUGGGGAUGGUGUCACCAUCGUGGUCCCCGUCUACAAAGGCCAUUACCUCUGUCAUGGCAUUACCAGGCUGGAUUUUGGCAGAGGUGUAACCAGAUAGCUUGCUAGGCUCCUCUGGGAGACCGGGCACUCCGUAAGCACAGCAGAGAGAGAAAUUGUCAGGGAUAUGAGGGACAAGCUGUGCUACGUUGCUUUAAAUCCUAGCCAAAAUAUGCAGGGAAAGCCUGAAAAACUUACAUGCAAGUGCAUUCUCUCUGACGGAAGGGCUGUCAAGGCAGGAGACCAGCCGUUCCAAGCUCCUGCAGCGCUUUACGUGCCCGCAGAGGCAGAAAUCCCAAGGUCGGGGACGGUCUUCCAGAGCAUCGUCAAGUGUCGUCAGCGUAUCCCGUGCAACAUCCUAAAAGUGCUGUUAUUGGGUGGAUUGACUCUUUUCCGAGGUUUCAAGGAGAGGCUCCUGAAGGAGCUCCAGACAGGAGUUCCCAACACAACUCAUGUCAAGGUCAACUCGCCCUACUCCGUGUGGGUCGGUGCUUCCAUCCUUGACAGCUUAAGAACCUUUAGGAAUGUUACCAGGGAAGACUAUAACGAGGCUGGACCAACAGUACUCCAGAGAAAAUGCUUUUGA